UCCAAUGUGUUUGCCAUGUUUGACCAGUCCCAGAUCCAGGAGUUCAAAGAGGCCUUCAACAUGAUAGACCAGCACAGAGAUGGCUUUAUCGACAAGGAAGACCUGCACGAUACGCUUGCCUCACUAGGGAAGAAUCCCAGUGAUGCAUACCUGGAUGACAUGAUGAACGAGGCUCCAGGGCCCAUCAACUUCACCAUGUUCCUCACCUUGUUUGGUGAGAAGUUAAAUGGCACAGACCCUGGGGACGUCAUCCACAAUGCUUUCGCCUGCUUUGAUGAAGAAGCAACUGACACCAUCCAGGAGGAUUACCUGAGGGAGCUGCUGACCACCAUGGGCGACUGCUUUACUGACGAGGAGGUGGAUGAGCUCUACAGAGAAGGCCCCAUCGACAAAAAGGGGAAUUUCAACGACAUCGAGUUCACACGCAUCCUCAAACACGGAGCAAAAGACAAGGAUGACUGA
Jaculus jaculus (lesser Egyptian jerboa) is the source of this 462-nucleotide messenger RNA. Its product is annotated as myosin regulatory light chain 12B-like. The record is from RefSeq and is a predicted model, not a curated record. The transcript has a single exon. Gene Ontology annotation, molecular function: calcium ion binding. Gene Ontology annotation, cellular component: cytoplasm; stress fiber; myofibril. Lineage: Eukaryota; Metazoa; Chordata; Mammalia; Rodentia; Dipodidae. Bases 16 to 462 code for a protein of 148 amino acids.